Molecule: messenger RNA, 1134 nt
Organism: Penicillium oxalicum
Lineage: Eukaryota; Fungi; Ascomycota; Eurotiomycetes; Eurotiales; Aspergillaceae
Product: Nif3-like dinuclear metal center hexameric protein
Exons: 4
Coding region: 1-1134 (377 amino acids)
Cellular component (GO): cytoplasm; mitochondrion
Source: RefSeq, a predicted model, not a curated record
AUGGCUGCAACCAUGACUUCUUGCUCGCCUUUUACAAAGGCCGUUGUGAGCUCUAUGAGAAAGCUCUAUCCCGAAGAAUUGGCAGACAAGAGCUUCGACAAUACAGGCUUACUGCUUGAAGCUCCCUUUGAGCCAACGCGUCGACAGAACAACUCGGUAUUGUUAGCCAUUGACUUGACCACCGCCGUGGCCGAUGAAGCCAUCAAGCGGCGAGACUCGGCCGUCGUAGCUUAUCAUCCCAUCAUCUUCCGUGGCCUCAAGUCCAUCACUCUCAACGACACUCAACAGCGGUCCCUCCUUCGACUGGCCCAACAUGGAAUCAGCGUCUACUCACCACACACAGCCGUGGACACUGUUCCCGGUGGCAUGGCCGACUGGCUCUGCGACGUGGUCACCGGCAACUUUGACAGCUCCCAAUCCGAGACGACCAUGAAACCCACUCUCCAACCCUGUUCAUCCAACUUGUACUCUGCCCCAACCUACCCUCAAUCUCACUCCGUGCCCCAAAUCAGCAGCACAUCCUCGAGGCAAAUCCCCCACUCUCGCUCGACCAUCCACCCAUCCCCGCCAGCUUCCAUCCCAGAAGGAUUCGAAGGCGCCGGCGCCGGUGCAGGCCGUCUCGUCACCUUUACCGAGGCCCAGCCUCUCACCCAGCUGAUCGACCAUAUCGGCCGCGGCGUCGGGCUGCAAGCCGGGAUCCCCAUCGCCAUUCCGCAGGGUCAAUCCGUCGACCACAUCCGCAUCCGAACAGUGGGCAUGUGUCCCGGCUCCGGCUCCGGUGUUCUUCUCCGCGGCGACUCCAUCCCCGAUCUGCUCUUCACGGGCGAAAUGAGUCACCAUGAAGCGCUUGCGGCGACGGAGCGCGGAUCCGUUGUGAUCUCUCUGGCCCAUUCGAAUUCGGAACGGGGCUACAUUCGUGCCGUCAUGCAGCGCAAGUUGCAGGAGGAAUUGUCGCGGCGCUGGGAGAGUGAUCGACAGACGGCUUUGAAGGCGAUGCAAGAUAGUGCCAAGCAGGGGGGUGCGGCGCCUUCGACGAAUCCCGUUGAGGAGGAGGUAUAUCGUGAUGCGAGCGUGGAGGUUUCUGUAAGUGAGGCUGAUCGUGAUCCGUAUGGGAUUAUGAUCUGGCGGUCUUGA